AUUUGAAUUUCAAGAGACACAAAUAAGGUGCUGUGAGUCAUGGGAAGUUUCAAGGGCCACGCUCUCCCUGGGAGCUUCUUCUAUGUGGCAGGAAUCUGGUGGACAGGAAAGUACUCGCUGUGGCAUGCUACCCGCAAAAACAAGAACAUAGGUUCCACUCGUUUCGCCAGCAGAGCCUCACAGCAGCGCCUGGAGAUAAUUGAAAGCUCUGUCAUCCUUUUCUUCUCCUUUGUUGGAAUGUUGGCUGAACAGUUUGUAGCUGAUGGGCCAAGGCUGCAUUUGUAUGACUUUACAGAGAAACACUGGAAGUACCUGCAUAACUGGCAACACGCUACCAUGUACCUAUUCUUUGGCCUUGCAGCCACUGUCUCUCUUAUUAUCCACACCACAGAAGCAGCACCACUGGCCCUGGACAGGUUGAUGCUGUGCAUCGCUUUCUUUAAUGAAGGAUUUCUUUUCCUCUACCAUCUCCAUGGAAGGAGCAUGCUUGACGUUCAUGUACACCAGCUACUUCUCUACGCGGUCUUUGGACAAGCCCUUAUAGUCUUUAUUGAGGUCUUCCACCGAGGCAACAUAAUUCUGGAGCUGCUGCGCUGCACCCUCACACUUCUGCAGGGCUCCUGGUUCUGGGAGAUUGGCUUUGUGCUGUACCCCCCCAGCGGGCCUGAGUGGGACCUGAAAGACCACAACAACAUGAUGUUUGUUACCAUGUGUUACUCCUGGCACCUGGCCUUUUCCAUGCUUGUGGUUGGUGUGCUGUAUUGCACUGUUAGCAGUGUGGUGCGCUCCAGACUAAAGAGGACUCCUCCAGUUGAAAUGGGACUUCUGAAAACCAGAGAACGUGAUGCCGAGUCAGAGGAUGAGAUUUGAUGAAAAGGACUUCUGCAGCAACAUGACUAGGACCAUGACAC
Nematolebias whitei (Rio pearlfish) is the source of this 911-nucleotide messenger RNA. RefSeq names its product transmembrane protein 45a (gene tmem45a). The record is from RefSeq and is a predicted model, not a curated record. Bases 40 to 870 code for a protein of 276 amino acids. The transcript has 6 exons. NCBI's taxonomy places the organism in Eukaryota, Metazoa, Chordata, Actinopteri, Cyprinodontiformes, Rivulidae.